AUGUCGCCGCUAAAGGUUAUUGUCAUCACUAUAGAGGUCGCCGCUGAAGGGAUUCCACCGAAGAAUGAGAAGUGGAGACUGGAGACUAACUUGAAGGAGAAGUCGGAGGAUGAACAGAAAACGACAGACGAGGAACAGAAGGCAUCGGAGCCUCACACAGAAGCUUCAGCAGAAGACGACGAACUUCUAACGUUACCGAUGUGCUUCAAACGAACUUCAGAUGAGAAAGAUGGCGGCGUGGUGGACGGAGAAGAAGAUGAUGACACCGUGAAUGGAGAAGACCAUGGCAACGUUCGUUCUUUCCUUCCUUGA
Messenger RNA from Lactuca virosa, 312 nucleotides. The record is from the annotation of a GenBank genome assembly. NCBI's taxonomy places the organism in Eukaryota, Viridiplantae, Streptophyta, Magnoliopsida, Asterales, Asteraceae.